Messenger RNA from Anopheles cruzii, 1272 nucleotides. It is a transcript of the gene hh, whose product is annotated as protein hedgehog. NCBI's taxonomy places the organism in Eukaryota, Metazoa, Arthropoda, Insecta, Diptera, Culicidae. Gene Ontology annotation, biological process: regulation of gene expression; intein-mediated protein splicing; protein autoprocessing. Gene Ontology annotation, molecular function: calcium ion binding; patched binding. The annotation marks the transcript as partial. The transcript is spliced from 4 exons. The record is from RefSeq and is a predicted model, not a curated record.
UCAUCAUCAUCAUCAUCAUUAUCGGCGUCAUCUGCGCAGCUGGCCCGCGGCCUGCGGAGGACGGUGUUAGUGUUGGUGGUGGUGCUCCUACUCUACAUGCUGCCAGCGGUCCGGGCGUGCGGUCCGGGCCGCGGGAUCGGCGGGCCGCGCCGUACCCGGAAGCUGCUCCCGCUCGUCUUCAAGCAGCACGUCCCGAACGUGAGCGAAAACUCGCUGUCCGCGGCCGGCAUGCAGGAGGGUUCGAUCUCCCGCAACGACAGCCGGUUCCGGAGCCUCGAGACCAACUACAACAAGGACAUAAUCUUCAAGGACGAGGAGGGCACCGGGGCCGACCGGGUGAUGACGCAGCGCUGCAAGGAAAAGCUCAACAUACUGGCGGUGUCGGUGAUGAACCAGUGGCCCGGGCUGCGGCUCAUGGUGACGGAGGGCUGGGACGAGGACCACAUGCACGCACCGGAGUCGCUCCACUACGAGGGGCGCGCCGUUGACAUCAUGACAUCGGACAAGGACCGCUCGAAGAUCGGCAUGCUGGCGCGGCUCGCCGUCGAGGCCGGCUUCGACUGGGUGUUCUACGAGAGCCGCAACCACAUACACUGCUCCGUCAAGUCAGAUUCGUCGCAAUCGAACCACGCGAGCGGUUGCUUCACCGGCGACGGCACCGUCCUGACGGCGGACGGCGUGCGCCGGCCGCUGAGCGAGCUGCGGAUCGGCGAGCGGGUGCAGGCCGUCGACGGGACGGGCCGCACGGUGUUCAGCGAGGUGCUGAUGUUCAUGGACCGCGACACGCACCAGCGGCGCGAGUUCGUCACGAUCGAGGCCGACGGAGGCGCCCGGCUCAAGGUGACACCCGCCCAUCUGGUGAUGGUGUGGCGGAAGGAGCUCGCCGAAACGCGCUUCGUGUUCGCGGAGCGGAUUCGCGAAGGCGACCACAUUCUCGUGCACGGAGCGUCCGCCACCGGAACGCUCGAACCCCGGCGGGUCCUUCGAAUAUCGGCCGUACUGGCGGAGGGCGUCUAUGCGCCGCUGACGCGAGAAGGCACCAUCGUCGUGGACGAGGUCGUCGCAUCCUGCUACGCGCUCAUCGACAGCCAGACGGUGGCGCACCUGAGCUUCCUGCCGUACCGGUGGGCCGAGAAGCUGUGGUCACUGUUCGAGCGGGCCAGUGCCACCGACAGCCUCAGCCUGCCGCGCCACGAGGGCAUCCAUUGGUACGCCAAGUCACUCUACUCGAUCAAGGACUACGUGAUCCCGGACAGCUGGCUCUAUCACUAG